Molecule: messenger RNA, 2157 nt
Organism: Penicillium coprophilum
Lineage: Eukaryota; Fungi; Ascomycota; Eurotiomycetes; Eurotiales; Aspergillaceae
Product: putative C6 transcription factor
Exons: 4
Coding region: 1-2157 (718 amino acids)
Biological process (GO): regulation of DNA-templated transcription
Molecular function (GO): DNA-binding transcription factor activity, RNA polymerase II-specific; zinc ion binding
Source: RefSeq, a predicted model, not a curated record
AUGGAUGUCGCCCCCAAAAAGCUCACUCUCUCUUGUUCGAGAUGCCGUGUCUCCAAAUUAAAAUGUGAUCGCAAAGAGCCUUGUCGUGACUGCGCCCACUUAUGUACAAAAGAUGAACGUCAACCGAGAGCUAAGCGGACCAAAAACAAACAUGAUGCGCCAAACAACCAGGUGACCCCGGAGAAAAAAGAGGAAGGACCGGAAAUUGAAGAGACGGCGCAUAUCUUGGAACAAUUCGUGCACAUCAUUCCUCUCCCCGAAUCAGCAGGCGUGGCCCCUGAUAUCCCCAAUCCAUACUGGAAAACCGGGGAUCCGCAAAGGAACGAACAAAAGCUUGCCUUGAUCCGAGAUGUGGUCCAGGCCCUGCCAGAGUGGGAUAUCAUUCAAGCCCUCCACGAGGUCUUUGUCACGCGUUGUCAGGGACCUCUGGGAAAUGUGGUGCACACCCCAAGCUUCAAGAAGCAAGCGGAUCAAUUGCACCACUGCUUAAAAAUGAAUUCCCCCGAUGCAGCUAUUGCCAGUACGCUAUCCAUGGACUCUCUUGCUGUUUUGCUUCUCGCGCUCGUGCUCGGACUCGCGUUCCAUCCAACUCCGUCCCUUUUGGGUGCCCAGCUUACUCCGUUGACUUACCGCGUGGAGCAACUACGUGUCUCGGAUGAGCCUAUAUCGACAUGGCGAUCCCUCAGUGUGCGUUGUCUCCAUGGAGGGAUUUCCCUCUUCUGCGGCUCUCUCUUCAGCUUACAAGCAGCUAUCAUGCUCCUGUUGGAUGCAAAGGAGAGCUCAUUAGAACUUGAUGCCAUCUUGGUUACCGCCAUUUCAGGUGCGCGCAAACUUGGAUUGCAUCGUUUGGGUAAUGCCACUUUGGAUGCCUCCUUAUUUCAUGACUUGACGACCGCUGAACCACCUCAUAUUCGCACGGAGAUUGCGACUCGAAUUUGGUGGACUCUUGUCUUGAGAGACUGGUCGCGCGGACAGACUCUUGGCUACUAUACUAUUCAUCCCUCACAGUUCAAUACACGAAUGCCGUUGCAUAUUAAUGACGACGAUCUACUUAGGACACAUGGCAAGAUUCCCGAGCGCCCUCGGUCUGAGUUUACCAUGCUGUCCUAUACGGUACACGCGUUGGAAGUCUCAGUCAUUGUACGGGAAUUACUUGAUCUUGGCGACACCGCAAACGAGAUUAGCCAGCGCCGCCAGCAUCUCAAUCAACAGUACGAAAAAUAUGUGGCAAAUUUACCGUCCUACUUUAGGCUGGGAAGCACUGUCGGACUCACAGCCAUGGGUCCCAUGGCCGCCAUCCCAGUCGAACGAUUCAUGUUGCAUCAACAGCUGUGGAGCCUACUUCUCCGCCUACAUCGCUGUACACUCUCCUCCCCCAUGGGGCGUGCAUCUUGCCAGCAGCUGGCUCAUAACAUUAUCAACACGCAAGCCCAGAUCCAAGCCCGUUGCACAGUUUGUAGCUCACUAUCCACCAAUGAGACGCAACUCUUCAAUGCUACCGUUGUACUGGUCUUGGGGUUAUUGUUUGAUUCUCCGUUGACCGAGGCUGAGCGCUCGAGUGCUCAAAUCGGCCGCUUAAUGACACGAGACCAUAUUCGAGAGGCCAUUGAACUGCUGCGUACUAAAAUCUCACCUGAACGAUACUUCGGCGACACUAUGUCCCAGGAAUUGUUGCAACACCCGGUGUCGCGCAGUGUUGUUGCCCUCGAGGCCCUUAUGAAGUUGGAAGAGGAUUCAGGUGGUUGUGUAAACCGCCAUGCCGGAUCGAACCAGAAGCGCCCCCUCUACCACCAGGUGGUAGAGAUUUUGAAGAGAUUGAAUGCUCCAGCCACUCCUAUUGAUCCACCCGCUCUGGAAUUACCGACUCCUGGGGAUACCUCUUUUGAUCAUUCCUUGCCCGUUCUAGAUGGCCUUCCCGAUAUAGAUGUGAUGCCCAUUCUGUCUAAUGGGCUGAGUCCUAAUAUUUGGGAUUUCUUGGACUUCCAACCACCGGAAGACGUAGGAAAAGAGAAGUUCUCACCUUUGGCCCAUGAAUUUCCGUUAACUCUAGGGAGCGGGCCCACGUUACAUCCUGCAACAACCCCUUCGAGUGCUGACGUCUUUAUGGCUGCUGAUUUUUACGAUGUCAUGGAAAAUGAGAGCCUUCCUUCCUCGUGA